Molecule: messenger RNA, 1608 nt
Organism: Abrus precatorius (Indian licorice)
Lineage: Eukaryota; Viridiplantae; Streptophyta; Magnoliopsida; Fabales; Fabaceae
Product: rho GTPase-activating protein 5-like
Exons: 5
Coding region: 203-1537 (444 amino acids)
Biological process (GO): signal transduction
Molecular function (GO): GTPase activator activity
Source: RefSeq, a predicted model, not a curated record
CACUCUUACUUGUUCAACGCUCCACAACACGCAACAUAAAAAAAAGAACUCAGUUAAUGAUUCUCACGUCCCACAUAUCCUACAAACACAACUUUUCUUCAAUCAAACUCCAACUCAAAACUGUUAACAUUGGCAUUUUGUGAGCAAAUCUUUGUGGUUUCGUUUUUUAUAUUCCAAGUAAAGGCCUUUUUCAUUGCCAGCCAUGAUCCAAGUCCUCCACUCUCCACCCCAUUUUGCUUCAUCACAAAGAACAACAACAAAGACAAGGACACCCUCAACAACCUCAACCUCUUCCUCUUCCUCUUCCUCUUCAUUCUCUUCCCAUGCUAUUCUCCGACCACACCUUUCUCUCUUUGCUUUUCUUCUGACCCUUCUCAAGAAGAGUCUCACCAACUGCAAGCACCUUUGCUCCCCCAUGGACAUUGGCUCCCCCACUAAUGUGCGCCAUGUUGCACAUGUCACCUUUGAUAGGUUCAACGGUUUCUUGGGUUUGCCCGUUGAGUUUGAACCUGAAGUGCCCAGAAGGCCUCCUAGUGCUAGUGCAACUGUUUUUGGAGUUUCAACAGAAUCCAUGCAGCUAUCGUUUGACUCAAGAGGGAACAGUGUGCCAACAAUUCUGCUAUUGAUGCAAAGGCAUCUCUACGCUCAAGGAGGGUUAAAGGUGGAGGGGAUUUUCAGAAUUAAUGCAGACAAUGGUCAAGAGGAACAUGUCAGGGAUCAAUUGAAUUUGGGAGUGGUCCCAGAUGACAUUGAUGUACAUUGUUUGGCAGGACUAAUUAAGGCUUGGUUUAGGGAACUUCCUACGGGCAUUCUGGAUUCGUUAUCACAAGAGCAAGUAAUGCAAUGCCAGACUGAGGAGGAAUGUACUGAACUAGUGAGGCAUCUACCUCAUACUGAAGCUUCACUCUUGGACUGGGCCAUCAAUCUGAUGGCUGAUGUUGUCGAACAUGAACAUCUUAAUAAGAUGAAUGCACGCAACAUUGCCAUGGUUUUUGCACCAAACAUGACUCAGAUGGCAGACCCUUAUACUGCAUUGGUGUAUGCAGUUCAAGUAAUGAACUUCUUGAAGACACUUAUAUUAAGGACAGUGCGGGAGAGAAAGGAUUCUGUGAUAGAAUCUUAUCCUAGAUUAUAUUUAGAACCUUAUGAUAAUGAAAAUAAUAUACUUUCGGACUCCUGCCAUCAAGAUAUUCCAGCAGAAAAUCUAGAGACUCACGAAAAUUUUGUUUUGGAGAAAACUGUCUUAGAAUGUUCGUCUGAAUCUCUCCAGAACAACAUUUCAACUGGAGGAGAGUCUAGCAAUUUGACAAGCUCUUCUGAUGAUCUUGUCUGCAAUGAAGAUUUGUAUUGUGAGUUUCCACCAAAAGGAAAUGUGGGGAAGAGUAAAACUGGCCAAUCAAGUAAGUCCAAUGCUAGAAAAGAGACCAAAAAGACCAAAGGCCAGCAACCUAUGAUCCAUCAAACGGUGCCUGUUGAGAAAAGGGGAAAUGGGAGUUUGAACUGCAUAGAUUCAAGAUCUGAGCAGAUCGAAGCCUGAUGGUAAAAGAAGCACCAAGUGUAAAUUGAUUAUUAGACAUUGUGGCAUUGUAAGUUUGUUUAAGCCUGAAG